Symbiodinium necroappetens is the source of this 759-nucleotide messenger RNA. Lineage: Eukaryota; Dinophyceae; Suessiales; Symbiodiniaceae. The record is from the annotation of a GenBank genome assembly.
GCCCUUGCCUUGCGGGCGCUGGGCUGCUCGAGCUACGGUGCAGCGGACGUGGCGGUGGCCGGCCUCAGUCUGGUGCCGUUCUUAGGCGAGGCCUGCGACUCUCUGAAAGACUCCGUGCUGGCGGCACAAGCAAUCGCCUCAGACACCGGCUGGGUGCGGGCAAUAGGCUGCGGUGCGCUGGGCUACCUCUGGCUGCUACACCUGGCCGUCCUGCUGCCGAACAAGUCGACGCGCCUGGAGCUGUGCCGCGGCUAUCUGGCCCUGUUAUUUGUGAAGAGGAAAGCAGCGGGCUCUGGCUACAGUCUUUGGAAGAAGCUCUUGCAGCUAUUCUACAAACAAAGCACACCCACCAGGCGGUGGGCAAUGGUGCUGGAAGACGCUCCGCAAGGCGUCAUCGCCUCCGUCAUCUCUGUGGCCGAUGGCCUGAAGCCCUUUGCGCUGAUUGUGAACCUGGUGCUCCCCUUCGCCCGGCUCUUGCUCGCAUGGAUGUACCACGACCACGUUUCCUGGGAGGUGCAGGACUGGCUGAAGAACGAGGCGCUGGACGCGUACUCUGCUGGGCGCCUGGCCCUAUGUGAUGACUACAUGUCUGCGCUACAUCGGCUGGAAGGGGUCGCCCAGAAGAGGGGCUGGGGAAGCGUCCUCGCUGUUCGGGAGCAGCUGCAGACUUUGAUUCCGACCAGGUCUGCAGAUACAGAGCGGGCGAGGGCGGGGGAUGCAUGUCCAUGCAUGUGGAAAUCGGAGAGAGCGAGGGUGUAA